Messenger RNA from Eupeodes corollae, 1402 nucleotides. RefSeq names its product cytochrome c oxidase assembly protein COX18, mitochondrial. Gene Ontology annotation, molecular function: membrane insertase activity. The transcript is spliced from 6 exons. Gene Ontology annotation, biological process: mitochondrial respiratory chain complex IV assembly; protein insertion into mitochondrial inner membrane from matrix. The coding region runs from base 62 to 1207 and encodes 381 amino acids. The record is from RefSeq and is a predicted model, not a curated record. NCBI's taxonomy places the organism in Eukaryota, Metazoa, Arthropoda, Insecta, Diptera, Syrphidae. Gene Ontology annotation, cellular component: mitochondrial inner membrane.
CAAAAGUCAGGCCGUUUGAACACAGCCAUUAGCAAAAAUAUAAAAAGAAGUACAACAGCUGAUGAAACGUCAAAUUUAUCCGGUGUGGUUGGUGUUUAUUUCUGUUUCUAAUGUUAUGAAAUACCAAAUGCUGUGGGUAGGAAAAUUAGUUGGAGUUACCGCUAAGGGUACAGGAAGACCUAACAUCACUCUUGCUGCUAGGUCAUUUUCAUGUCUGAGAAGACGUGAAGAUGAGCCAAAGAGACUUCAACCUCUGGUACUGCGUCUUCCACAGAGAAAUCUUGCAACGGAGCAAUCAUUUCUGACGGGUUUUUGGCAAACAAUAUCUACUAGUACCCCAGUUUCGUACAUGCAACAGGGUCUUAUCGAAAUACAUGAUUUCACCGGCUUACCAUGGUGGGCAACUAUAGUUUUGUCCACGUUUGUCUUUCGAACUAUAGUCACCCUGCCACUUACAAUUUAUCAAAACAAAAUCACGGCCAGGAUUGAACUUCUCACACUUGAAAUGCCUGCCUUAGUUGCUGAACUUAAAAAAGAAGCAGCCUUUGCUAUGAAGAAGUUCAACUGGACCGAAGCACAAACAAGGCGGGCGUACAAUCAUUCGCUUAAAAAACAAUGGAAUCAGUUAAUUGUUCGUGAUAAUUGUCAUCCUGCUAAAACAUUGAUAGUUCUCUGGGGUCAGAUUCCAUUGUGGAUAUUCCAAUCGGUGGCACUCCGUAAUUUAGUCUACAUGCUACCAAAUCCAAAUUCGCUUGAUGCUCAAUUGGUUUUCACUGAACUAACGCUUGGUGGUUUUGGAUGGAUUCCCAAUUUGACAGAGGUUGAUAGUUCUUUUAUUCUACCCGUGGUACUUGGAGCUAUUAACUUGUCUAUCAUUGAAAUGCAACAAAUGCUGAAAACUCGUCCUUCUGGUCGAUUUCAAACGAUAGCAACGAAUGCCUUUCGAGUUCUCAGUGUGGCUAUGAUACCGAUUGCUUGUACUGUUCCAUCGGCCCUUUGUGUGUAUUGGACAGCAUCAAGCUCGUAUGGUCUCUUACAAAAUUUGUUAUUACUUUCUCCAAAAUUAAGACGAGCAGUUAGAAUACCACAAACACAGACUGAAUUACAAAAUCCGUAUCAGCAUUUGUGGAUGAGUAUUAAAGCGAGAACCGGCAAUGGACCACCACCUGUUAUCCCAAAGAUUUCUAAUGAAACACAAAAGAAAUAAAAUUAUUGAUAAUUUGGAUUCUCAAAUUAAAAAUUUCCGAAUAUAUUCCUGAAAGAAGGCGCAAUAUAUUGGGAUAUAUAGAAAGAUUUUGAUUUAGACGAAAAAUGCAAGUCAAAGAGGAUCUCAAGUACUAACUUAUCGAGCACAAUUUAGGAACCAAAUUAUCGUCUUUAAGAUACUUUUUGGUUGAGAACC